GAUGCGCUGGAAUGAGUCAAUCAACAGAUGAUGCCGGCAGACUGCAAGUUUAGGUAACAAAUGAACACAGAAGACGCUGCACAGAAGGAGAGAUGUAGAGGAAGGGCUGAGGAAUACCCAGGAGACUUGUUAAGUAUGUAAAAAUUACUGGAAGAAUCAACAGCGGCAGGACAGAAGGACGGAAGCACUGGAUUAAAGUCAUUUUCCUCUUCUACUUGACAACAAAAAAGACAUCAAGGGCUUAAUCUCAAAGUGAAUCUCACUGUGUUGAAGGAAAUUCAGUUGUGAAAGUGCGUGGCUGGCUGUCUUCGAAAAAAGCAAUGCAAGAAGACAUAAGAAAAAUGUGACAAAUCAAGAACACAGACUCUUUGGAGAAACCGAUCCAGUUCACCUAGGAAGAGAAUACUUCCAAAAAUCCCCAACUGAGCAAAAAUAAAGUCACGGUCUGUACUAGGAGGGAGAAGAAAACCGAGAGCCUAGACUUUGUAAAAUGCCCGAACAACACACAAUCUAAGAACACGUGUCACUGGAUUCCAAAAUGAACACGUCUGCCAAUGGAUCUGUGCAACCAGUCUCUGGCACAUUGCGUUGGGCAGCUCUGCCCAUCCUAAUGGUCAUCAUACCCACCAUUGGAGGAAAUAUUCUGGUUAUACUGGCUGUAUCGCUGGAGAAAAAGCUUCAAUACGCCACCAAUUACUUCCUCAUGUCUCUGGCAGUGGCUGAUCUGCUGGUUGGAUUGUUUGUGAUGCCACUGGCCCUUUCGACGAUACUGUCUGAGACACAAUGGCCUCUUCCACGGGACUUGUGCCCUGUCUGGCUGUUUCUCGAUGUCCUCUUUUCCACGGCAUCCAUCAUGCAUCUCUGUGCUAUCUCACUGGACCGUUACAUUGCCAUCAAAAAGCCCAUCCAAGCCAGUCAGUACAACUCGCGGGCUACAACCCUCAUCAAAAUAACAGUGGUGUGGUUGAUCUCAAUAGGUAUUGCAAUCCCAAUCCCAAUCCGUGGCAUAGAAGAUAGUGGUGGGAACAGUACAGACUUCACCUGUGAGUUAAGACCUGACCAUUUUGGAGAUUUCAUCAUAUAUGGUUCAGUAGCUGCUUUCUUUGUUCCUCUGGCUAUCAUGGUAGUCACUUAUUUUCUUACCAUCCGAGUUCUGCGCAAGAAAGCUUACUUGAUCAACAAACCACCUCAGCGCCUGACCUGGAGUACGGUGUCUACAGUAUUUCAGCGGGAUGUAACACCUGGAUCAUCGCCGGAAAAAAUAGCCAUGCUGGACGGCACUAGGAGGGACAAGCCUGUAUCUAAUGGAAAUGAAGAACUGCUAAUGCGCAGGAUGUCCACAAUGGGGAAGAAAUCCGUUCAGACCAUCACCAACGAACAACGGGCUUCCAAAGUCUUGGGGAUUGUAUUCUUUCUUUUUCUGCUAAUGUGGUGCCCAUUCUUCAUAACCAAUAUCACUUCUGCUCUGUGUAAAUCCCGCUGCAACAAGGACGUCAUCCAAAUGCUCAUGGAGAUAUUUGUUUGGAUAGGGUAUGUUUCAUCAGGUGUGAAUCCACUGGUCUACACUCUUUUCAAUAAGACAUUCCGGGAGGCUUUUGGCAGGUACAUCACUUGCAAUUACCAGCCCUCAACUCUGAGGAAUCCCCUUCGGAAAUGCUCUAGCAGACUCUCAUUCAGAAACUCCGUGGCUGAGAACUCAAAGCUUUUUAUGAUGCACCACGGAAUGAGAAAUGGGAUUAACCCAGUCAUGUACCAAACCCACAGGCUUUGCAGCUCACCAAUCCAGUCUUCGUCAGCCAUCCUGUUGGAUACACUUCUACUUACAGAGAAUGAGGUGGACAAAACAGAAGAACAAGUCAGCUAUGUAUAGCUGGCUGAAAAAGACAAGCCACGGCAUAAGCCCACCGACAAAUGCUAGUAUGUGUUUGUGGUUUUCAUGUUAUUUAUACAAAUCCUAAUUAUAAUUUCAGCCAUUUGUUUCCUAUAGAAAGGGAGGCUUUUCUUGUUCCAGACCACCUCCAUAUAUAUUCCACUGUAACAGCAAUUUAACCUGUUACAAAAAACAAAAAAACCAAGUUAUCUGAGCACUGUACUUUAUAAACGGAGGAGUUCAAAUAAAUUCAGCUAUGACAAUUCUUAUGUUUCAGAUAUCAGAUUCCCCCAAACCCUCUCUUUCAAAAGCACAGUUCUUCAAGGUAAUCCCUAUUCAGCGUUGAAGGCAAAUGAAGAAACAAUCAGGACAAAUAAAAUACUUCUUCACACAAUGUGUAGUUAAACUAUAGAACUUAGUGCC
Molecule: messenger RNA, 2293 nt
Organism: Sceloporus undulatus (fence lizard)
Lineage: Eukaryota; Metazoa; Chordata; Lepidosauria; Squamata; Phrynosomatidae
Gene: HTR2B
Product: 5-hydroxytryptamine receptor 2B
Exons: 4
Coding region: 539-1870 (443 amino acids)
Biological process (GO): smooth muscle contraction; regulation of behavior; chemical synaptic transmission
Cellular component (GO): dendrite; plasma membrane
Molecular function (GO): G protein-coupled serotonin receptor activity; neurotransmitter receptor activity
Source: RefSeq, a predicted model, not a curated record